AUGGUUGUGAAGUUAACCCCUCGCCUCCAGAAGCAGUCCACCUUCAUGAGGGCACUGCUUCAAGUUAGACUCAAGCUGGCUGCCACCCUCCGCUUCCUAGCCACUGGAAAUUCCUAUCCAAGUCUGCAGUACAGUUUCAGGGUUGAAGCAAGUACCAUCUGCAAGUGCAUACCUGAGGUGUGUAAAGCCAUCAUCGCGGUCUACAAGGACGAAGUGCUAAGCUGCUACAAAACUGAAGAGGAGUGGAAGGACGUUGCUGCCAGGUUCAGCUCCAGAUGGAACUACCACAACUGUCUGGGGGCUGUGGACGGCAAGCACAUCGCAAUUAAGAAGCCACCCAAUGCCGGCUCUUACUACUACUACUACUACUACUACUACAAGGGCUUCCACAGCAUUGUACUGAUGGCAGUGGCAGAUGCUACCUACAAGUUCCUCUAUGUGCAUGUUAGGGCAGUGGGUGGUGCGUAG
Messenger RNA from Lingula anatina, 468 nucleotides. RefSeq lists its product as uncharacterized. NCBI's taxonomy places the organism in Eukaryota, Metazoa, Brachiopoda, Lingulata, Lingulida, Lingulidae. The record is from RefSeq and is a predicted model, not a curated record.